Molecule: messenger RNA, 804 nt
Organism: Necator americanus (New World hookworm)
Lineage: Eukaryota; Metazoa; Nematoda; Chromadorea; Rhabditida; Ancylostomatidae
Exons: 2
Coding region: 1-804 (267 amino acids)
Source: RefSeq, a predicted model, not a curated record
AUGGAACUUCAAGAUCGAAACGUCGUCGCCGCUGCGCUGAUGCUGCUGCUACUACUGCUGAAUGUUGGUGUGCUAUAUGUGCGGGACAAUGACAAAUUUAAAAAAUUACUACUAUUAUUAUUAUUAUUAUUAUUAUUAUUAUUAUUAUUAUUAUUAUUAUUAUUAUUAUUAUUAUUAUUAUUAUUAUUAUUAUUAUUAUUAUUAUUAUUAUUAUUAUUAUUAUUAUUAUUAUUAUUAUUAUUAUUAUUAUUAUUAUUAUUAUUAUUAUUAUUAUUAUUAUUAUUAUUAUUAUUAUUAUUAUUAUUAUUAUUAUUAUUAUUAUUAUUAUUAUUAUUAUUAUUAUUAUUAUUAUUAUUAUUAUUAUUAUUAUUAUUAUUAUUAUUAUUAUUAUUAUUAUUAUUAUUAUUAUUAUUAUUAUUAUUAUUAUUAUUAUUAUUAUUAUUAUUAUUAUUAUUAUUAUUAUUAUUAUUAUUAUUAUUAUUAUUAUUAUUAUUAUUAUUAUUAUUAUUAUUAUUAUUAUUAUUAUUAUUAUUAUUAUUAUUAUUAUUAUUAUUAUUAUUAUUAUUAUUAUUAUUAUUAUUAUUAUUAUUAUUAUUAUUAUUAUUAUUAUUAUUAUUAUUAUUAUUAUUAUUAUUAUUAUUAUUAUUAUUAUUAUUAUUAUUAUUAUUAUUAUUAUUAUUAUUAUUAUUAUUAUUAUUAUUAUUAUUAUUAUUAUUAUUAUUAUUAUUAUUAUUAUUAUUAUUAUUAUUAUUAUUAUUAUUAUUAUUAUUAUUAUUAUUAUUAUUAUUAUUAUUAUUAUUAUAA